UUCGUUACCAUCAAAUUCAAUCAGCACGUUGGUUGUGAAUGCUAAAGAUUAGAAUUACGUAAUAUCUUCGUGAAUCAAAGAGUGGUUAUUAGUGUAUCGAAGUUGCUAUAAAAGUAAUUCAAACAAUCGCUGCAUUUAUUAAAAAUGUUGGAACCGUUAGUCAGUAAACUCAACGAUUUACGGGUUAUUUUGGCCAGUGGUUCUGAACAACGUGCUGCUUUGUUGAAAAGCACGAAACUCAAAUUCGAAAUAGUGCCAUCUAAUUUUGAGGAAAAUUUAGAUCCAAAAGAGCACACUUUUUCCGACUUUGUUGAAAAAACAGCUUUAGGAAAAGUCAAUGAUGUKUGGGAACGGCUGAAAAGUGACGAAAGAAAACCUGAUAUUAUUAUAGGAGCUGACACCAUGGUCACCUUCAAUGGACGCAUGUAUGGGAAACCCAAGACUAAAGAACAAGCCAUAAAAACAAUCACAGAAUUAACACACUCGCCAAAUAUACCAAAUUUAGUCUAUACUGGAAUAGUUGUGAAGUACAAAAGCGAUUUUCAUAAAUUUACUGAAGUUACGACCGUUUAUAUGGCAAAAUUGUCUCCUGAGGAAAUUUUAGCGUAUGUGGAGACAGGCGAACCUAUGGGUAAAGCUGGUGGGUAUGGCAUUCAAGGUAUUGCAAGCACUUUCGUCGACCGGAUCGAAGGUGAUGGAAAUAACGUUAUCGGAUUGCCUUUGUCUCGAUUGGCUCAACUAUUUAAACAAAUAGUUUUAAAUCAAAAAUAAGCUAUAAGCUUAGCGAAUUUAUAUUCCUGACUAUAAAUUAAAAAAUAAUAUUUUUUUUGUGUU
Tribolium madens (black flour beetle) is the source of this 834-nucleotide messenger RNA. RefSeq names its product dTTP/UTP pyrophosphatase. The record is from RefSeq and is a predicted model, not a curated record. NCBI's taxonomy places the organism in Eukaryota, Metazoa, Arthropoda, Insecta, Coleoptera, Tenebrionidae. Bases 145 to 771 code for a protein of 208 amino acids. Gene Ontology annotation, molecular function: nucleoside triphosphate diphosphatase activity. The transcript is spliced from 4 exons.